This is a messenger RNA of Manis pentadactyla (Chinese pangolin), 1628 nucleotides long. RefSeq names its product ring finger protein 150 (gene RNF150). The transcript has 7 exons. NCBI's taxonomy places the organism in Eukaryota, Metazoa, Chordata, Mammalia, Pholidota, Manidae. The record is from RefSeq and is a predicted model, not a curated record. Bases 4 to 1338 code for a protein of 444 amino acids.
CGGAUGAAGAUGGCAAUGUCUCUCAUCCGAGCGUGCCGCAGUCUGGCUCUCUCAACAUGGCUGCUUUCCUUUUGUUUCGUUCAUCUGCUUUGCCUGGACUUCACCGUGGCCGAGAAGGAGGAAUGGUACACCGCCUUCGUGAACAUCACCUACGCCGAGCCCGCGCCGGACUCCGGGCCCGGGGCGGCGGGCGGCGGCGGCGGCGGCGGCGGCCCCGAGCUGCGCACCGAGAAGACCGAGUGCGGGCGCUACGGGGAGCACUCGCCCAAGCAGGACGCGCGCGGGGAGGUGGCCAUGGCCAGCUCGGCGCACGACCGCUUGGCCUGCGACCCCAGCACCAAGUUCGCCGCCCCUGCCCACGGCAAGAACUGGAUAGCCCUCAUCCCCAAGGGCAACUGCACGUACAGGGACAAGAUCCGGAACGCGUUCCUGCAGAACGCCUCCGCCGUGGUCAUCUUCAACGUGGGCUCCAGCGCCAACGAGACCGUCACAAUGUCCCACGCAGGUGUAGAAGACAUCGUGGCAAUAAUGAUUCCUGAGCCAAAAGGGAAGGAGAUAGUAAGCCUGCUGGAAAGAAACAUCACCGUGACGAUGUACAUCACUAUCGGAACCCGGAACUUGCAGAAAUACGUGAGCCGCACUUCGGUUGUGUUUGUCUCCAUCUCCUUCAUUGUCCUGAUGAUCAUUUCCCUCGCAUGGCUGGUCUUUUAUUAUAUCCAGAGGUUUCGAUAUGCAAAUGCCAGGGAUAGGAAUCAGCGCCGUCUGGGAGAUGCAGCAAAGAAAGCGAUCAGCAAGCUCCAGGUCAGGACCAUCAAGAAGGGAGAUAAGGAAACAGAGCCUGAUUUUGACAACUGUGCAGUUUGUAUUGAAGGGUACAAGCCCAACGACAUUGUCCGGAUCUUGCCCUGCCGGCAUCUUUUCCACAAGUCCUGUGUUGACCCCUGGCUUCUAGACCAUCGCACCUGUCCCAUGUGCAAGAUGAACAUUCUUAAAGCCCUAGGGAUCCCGCCCAAUGCCGACUGCAUGGACGACUUGCCCACCGACUAUGAGGGCUCUCUGGGAGGUCCACCAGCCAGUCAGAUCACUGGUGCCAGCGACACUACUGUGAAUGAAAGCUCAGUCACUCUGGGCCCUGCUAUCCGGACUGUGGGAGCCCUGCAGGUGGUUCGGGACACAGAUCCCCCACCUCAGGAGGGAGAAGCCAUCUUUACUACCAACAGUGAGCAGGAGCCAGCAGUAAGCAGUGAUUCUGACAUCUCGCUGAUUAUGGCAAUGGAGGUUGGACUGUCUGAUGUAGAACUUUCCACUGAUCAAGACUGUGAAGAGGUGAAAUCUUGAAAUGACAAAUAUAGAAAAGAAGGGUCAGUUGGACCCUAGGGGAACAAAGGGAGGACUGCCCCAAGGCUUGGAAUGGGCACACCCACCUCCCCGUACACCUUGGCGACUCCAGGGCACUCUGCUCAAGAAUGGUAAUGAAAAGCAAUAUCCAAAGUCAUGUUAAUCAGGACAGUUUCUCCAUCUCUACAACAGUCCAGGGCCUUGGCAGCUUGGAAGUCGAAAGCUGAUUUUCCCUCCCACGUCCUUGUAGUCACACACUUCAGAAGCACUAAAACUGACUGAAAAGACAA